GGGGCCCAGUCCCCCCCACUGGACCGCCUAGAUACGUCACUGCAAUUGGGGUGAUCGUGAAAUUAAGAGAUUUCCAAGUGUAGUUAAUUCUUUCUAUGCAGUUGUUUGAGUUCUAUUCUUUACAAAAAUUGAAUUUGAUGCAUUUAAAUAUAGGUUAGCAUAAAAUUCGAACGCAAAAAAAAUAAAAAGGUUUGCAUAAAGUUUCCGCGGUGACCAACAAUGCGGAUGACGCUCCUCAGCUAAUCGCAACCUUCCACAUCAUCAAGAUUAGCAGUUUUGAACCGGUUCAGCCGGUGCCCAGUUCUUCUCUCUAUUUAUAGCGCGAAACAAAAAUUUGUUUCUUGCUAUCUCAGCUGUUGCAAUAUUCUGCAGUUCGUUUCUUCAGCUUGUGGUUACUUGUUUUACAACCGCUGAGUUCCGUUGAAUUUUUAAGUGGGUUUUCGUUUUUUGAGUUACAAGAUACUGAUUUUGGUGAAUAUCGAUAUAUAUAUACAUAUAUAUAGAGAGAGAAGGAUGUUUCUUUUGGAUUGGUUUUAUGGAUUGUUAGCAGCGUUGGGAUUGCAUCAAAAGGAGGCCAAGAUUUUGUUUCUGGGUCUCGAUAAUGCCGGGAAAACUACCUUGCUUCAUAUGUUGAAAGACGAGAGGCUGAUGCAGCACCAACCAACUCAAUAUCCAACUUCAGCGGAGCUGAGCAUUGGCAAAAUAAGAUUCAAAGCUUUCGAUUUGGGCGGUCAUCAGAUUGCGAGAAGAGUCUGGAAGGAUUACUAUGCAAAGGUUGAUGCUGUGGUGUAUCUGGUGGAUGCCAGUGACAAGGAGCGGUUUGCUGAGUCGAAGAAGGAGCUGGACGCGCUGUUAUCAGAUGACGCGCUGGCAAGCGUCCCGUUCCUCAUCCUGGGGAACAAGAUUGACCUACCGUCUGCUGCCUCCGAGGACGAGCUGCGCUUCUUCAUCGGAUUGAACGACGGCCUCACCACCGGUAAAGGUAGGGUUAGCGUUGAUGGCUGCAACAUUCGACCGCUCGAGGUCUUCAUGUGCAGCAUUGUGCGUAGAAUGGGAUAUGGUGAUGGAUUUAGAUGGAUGUCUCAGUACAUCAAGUGAGUCUGUGUCACAGAAAGAGUUGUUCAUAUACAUAUGAUGAUUUGUGAUUGAAUGUAGAACUUGUGAUUUCGAGUUUUUGGAAUGGAUGUGAUUUUACA
Salvia miltiorrhiza (redroot sage) is the source of this 1196-nucleotide messenger RNA. RefSeq names its product GTP-binding protein SAR1A-like. Gene Ontology annotation, molecular function: GTPase activity; GTP binding. Gene Ontology annotation, cellular component: COPII vesicle coat; endoplasmic reticulum exit site. The record is from RefSeq and is a predicted model, not a curated record. The coding region runs from base 514 to 1098 and encodes 194 amino acids. Lineage: Eukaryota; Viridiplantae; Streptophyta; Magnoliopsida; Lamiales; Lamiaceae. Gene Ontology annotation, biological process: intracellular protein transport; endoplasmic reticulum to Golgi vesicle-mediated transport; vesicle organization. The transcript is spliced from 3 exons.